Neolamprologus brichardi is the source of this 1337-nucleotide messenger RNA. The record is from RefSeq and is a predicted model, not a curated record. NCBI's taxonomy places the organism in Eukaryota, Metazoa, Chordata, Actinopteri, Cichliformes, Cichlidae.
UAGGUUCCUGCUCUAACCACCAGCAAAUGACAGAUUUCGACCGAACACUGAAAAUGGAUGCGGAGAGAGAACAACAUAGUAAUUUCCAUAGUGGAAUUGAGACAGUCACGUGUGAAGAAGAUCUUCAUGAUGAAGAUUAUCCGACUUACCUUCAGUCUAUCAGGAACCAAGUGUCCAUGUUCAGUGUGAGGUCUGUGAGACAUUACAGACUGACUGCAGUGAGUCUGUUACUUCUUGCUGCUGUUCUCCUGAUACUUAAUAUUGGCCUGGGAGUUCACUACGACAAGCUCACAGAUACUUAUUUCACACUUGAUGAUACUGAACGCAUCAGUAAAGAGCUCAUCGACCUCCAGGAUACUUACAAGUCUGCAGUAGAGAGAAUUAGAAGUACCAAGAAGAGGCUGAACAGUAAUAUAAGCCAUCAGAAACUAACCAGCUGGGAACUUGAACACCAGACAAAAAGAAGCAAUGACUAUAAAAGUCAUAUUGAUAAAAUCACAAAGGAAAUUGAAACCAUGAGAUCAUACUUACCAAUGCUUAGCGAUGGCUGCAAACACUGUCCUGCAGGAUGGAUUUUAAUGAACUCUGUAUGUUACUACUUCCCCUUGAAAUCAAAUGAAAUCAAAACAUGGAAGGAAUCCAGAGAUUUCUGUCAGCUGCAGGGAGGAGAUCUUAUAAUCAUAGACAGCCAAGACGAAGAGAACUUGACAGUAAAUUACCUGAUGAAUCAUCAAGAUGCCCCGCUACAGACUGGCGACCUAUUCAGUGACCAACCCACCUUUCAACAUUACAUGAGUUAUAUAGACCACUCCAUGAUACACGACUACUCAGAUUAUUAUGAAGAUGCCUCUGGGAUGAUGCCUCAGUCAAAUCCAAAAUCCCCAAAGGCUUUCUGGAUUGGACUGAGUGAUGUCCAAGAGGAUGGCACUUGGAAAUGGUGGGAUGGCACAUUCCUUACUGAGGGGUACUGGAACGAUGGAGAGCCAAAUGAUGUCAGCAAUGAGGACUGUGCAGCGUUGUAUCCUAAAGCAAACUUCUUCAAGAGCUGGAACGAUGUUAGAUGUGACACCCAAAUGAAAUGGAUUUGUGAAAAAGCACCAAAAUCCAUGAGCUAAAAUAUCUGUAAUACAAUUUUACAUAUGUACAUGCUACUAUAACACAAAUAUCUGUAUAUAAUACAGUACAACACCUAUAUAAAAUGUAGGUGGUAUAUAAAAUAAACAGUUGUUUAUAAUAUGUUUUUUCUUUAUAAUAAUAAUAAUGGAUUGCAUUUAUAUAGCGCUUUUCGAGACCCUCAAAGCACUUUACAAUUCCACUAUUCAACUGUGUAUACCAGG